AUGAGGCCUACCAAGCUCUUUCUCUUCGUCAUCCUCUUCGCUAUUGCUCUGAAAUCAACACAAGCAAUCCGACCACUUGAAUGUGAGGUCCUGGACAACACCACCGGGACUCCGGACUCCCGGUUCGGGAGAGAGGUUGGGACGGUGUACGGUUCGGACAUGUUGAUAACUGCCACCGAAUUCGUCCUCAGGACAUUCGGUCAAAGCGAUACUGGGGGGAGAGGCUAUGAUUUCGUUCUGCUGGUGGUCGAGAGCUUCUACGCACAUGACAGACCCUACGCCUUCGCAACCACCAAUGGAAGCCGGAUCCUCAUGAACGCGGACUACCUCCAGACAUUCCCCGGCGACAUGAAGGAAGAGUUCACAGGGAUCGUAUACUUCACGAGCGGCCUAGUCUGGCAAUGGACAGGGAAUGGCGGCGCCCCAAUGGGCCUCCUAACCGGCAUGGCUGACUACAUUAGGCUAACUGCCGGAUGGGGAUACGAGGGUUGGCCUCGGAGAGGGUCGGGGUUGAGAUGGGAUGAGGGGUACGCGAUCACGGCAAACUUCCUAGAGUAUUGUGAAGGGCUCCGACAAGGGUUUGUGUCGGACCUCAAUGCCAUGAUGAUCGACUCGUACAGCGAUGCGUACUUCGUGGAGAUACUUGGCAAGCCUGUGAAUGUACUGUGGGAAUACUAUAAGUUUGAAUAUGCAACCCCUGAACCAGCACAAGCGCUAGAAUAUGGAAGCCCUGGACCAGCACCAGCACAAACUUUUGGGUACUAA
Rhodamnia argentea is the source of this 765-nucleotide messenger RNA. RefSeq lists its product as uncharacterized. The coding region runs from base 1 to 765 and encodes 254 amino acids. Lineage: Eukaryota; Viridiplantae; Streptophyta; Magnoliopsida; Myrtales; Myrtaceae. The transcript has a single exon. The record is from RefSeq and is a predicted model, not a curated record.